Sphaeroforma arctica JP610 is the source of this 2772-nucleotide messenger RNA. RefSeq lists its product as hypothetical. The transcript has 7 exons. Bases 1 to 2280 code for a protein of 759 amino acids. The record is from RefSeq and is a predicted model, not a curated record. Lineage: Eukaryota; Ichthyosporea; Ichthyophonida.
AUGCAGGAUCCCCUCACCAGAGAACAGUUAAAAAAGAAACUCGCCAAGAUCAAAGGCGCCGGCCGCAAUGUUAUGCUCAUGACCGCAGGCUUUGACGGUUGCACGCGUAUGGGGGGUAUCAAAACCGCGUUCACCUCACUUGCCUACACGCUGCGAGACGCUGGAUACAACGUGACGGUUCUGUACCUCAAUGCGGGCCUCGGGAUGAAUUGUAGGGGCUCGAACGUGGUUAGAAUGCGGCAGGAGGGUAUUACGCUUGUACCGGGUGUGCCGGGGGGGCGCAAGACCAAUGACAUUCGACCGUUGAUGCUGUCGUUUCACCUGUAUGAGUACCUGAAGAGUGUGCAGGAUACCUACCCCAUUAUUAUCUCGCACGACUUCGAAUCGAAGCUCAUGUAUGUGUUGCUGGCGCAACAGCAGGGCCUGCAAUUCCAGCACAACAAAAUUAUUGUGUGGGGACAUUCUCAUCGACGAUUUGUGGACAAGAUGAACCAGCGCUGGCCCCACCGUGAGACCAUGCUGGCGUACUUUCUGGAGCAGGAGACCUACCGAUUGGCCCGCAACACAGUCUCCCCGUCAGUGUGGUACCAGAACAAGCUGUACGAGCAAGGCUAUUACAACCUAGACCCAAACACUGAGGUGGAUAUCCUGCAGAAUAUCAUCUACACGCAGAACCCCUACGUACAGGAGAAAGAAAUCCUACACCCUGCGGGACUGGCCUUCUUUUCUCGUCUGGACAAAUUGAAAGGUAUCCGGGUAUUCAUGGACGCCAUCGACAUCAUCUACAACCAGAGGAAGACAGCCUUCGAGGCCAAACGGCAAGCCAUCACGGCCGCUAAACGCGAAGCCAAACAAUCCGGCGCAACCGUACCAGCGGCACUCCGCGCUGCCCCCAGUGAGGAGCCGUUGGAUGUUCUAUUUUUAGGUGUAGAUAGCGAUCUGAGUAAGAUGGAACGCAGCUCCACCAUGAUCUACAACCGGUGUCGCCGGUGGUCGCCGCACGUGUGGUGCUAUCUCAACCACACCAUGGACACCCAGAGCGCCAUCGAGGAGAUCACCAGUAGCAAGAGUCUCAUUGUGCUGCCCACCCUAGCCGAUACGUUCCCGUACUCGGUCUUAGAGUCUAUCUACCACGGCCUGCCCUUUGUGGCGUCUCGCAUUGGCGGUAUACCCGAGAUGUUACAUCCCGUGUCUCAGGAGGAGCAUCUGUUUGAGGCGGGUAAUGCUGAGGCGCUGGCAGCCAAGAUGAGCAAUGUCUUGAACCGGGGCAUCGAACCGGCGGUGCCGGCUUAUCAUUUCCACGACACGGCACUCCAGUGGGCGAAGUACAUAAAGAAACAGUUCAAAUCGCUAGACGAUGAGAAAGGGACCAAACCGGUACGAAGCCUGGUAAAUCUGUCGACGCUGAGUGCUCUGCACAUGGAUGGUCUACCCGUCACUGUUGGCAUAACGCAUAUGCUCGAGCGUCGUAGUGAAACAUACUUGCGGGAAUGCUUACUCGCGUUCGCCAACCAGACGUACAUGGACUUUGAGGUUGUCAUAGCCAUCAACGGUGGAGAUCAAGAUAAGGAGUACGCCAAGGUCAUAGGCGAGCAUUUUGGUACAGCCUUCAAGCGACUUUCGGUGUUCAAUUCGCCAGUAGUGAAUAUCGAUGAACUGAGGAACUUUGUAGUGGAAAAGGCCCAGGGUGAUUACGUACUGAUGUUUGACGACGAUGACGUACCCUACGCGGAUAUGGUGGAAUCCAUGCUCAGAGCCGCGAGCAACACGGACGCCGAUGUUAUCGCGUGCCUCAGCGCGCACCACCGCUUCACACCCGCAUCCACGCGUAUAGCAACUGACGGGAGCCUCAUGGAUGGGGUGGCUGAUAAGGGAGGUCCCCUAUCCACGUGGCAGUACGAUCACAUUGCCUUGGCCGCGGGUAAUGUGCCGAGUGUCGGGUUUACGCAGAAUCUGUUUGGGCAGGCGGCCUUCUUUGCCAAGACGGCGAAGUUCCGCGAGAUUGGUGGGAUCACGAUGGCGGGUGUCAAGUCCAACUUUGUGGAUUGGAGUUUCUGGCUGAAAGCGUCACUACGCGGUCUGCACAUUGAGUUGGUACCAGAACCGUUGUACAAGUACAGACUCAAAUCGAGGGACAGUCUCUACAACGACGAUAGUGGGAGUGGGCAUAGCCGGAUACUGAAAGAGAUGGAGUAUCUGUAUCGUGACGAGAGUCCCGAAGCUCGGGCGAAGUUAUUAGAUAUGCUAGUGUUAGGUUACGCGGCACAGGCGGGUGUGUGAGUGACGUUGUUGCUUCAUGCUCCCCGCGAAAUCCCAGCAAGCCAUUUAGGCCUGUACAUACCAUCUCCACACGUAUACGCUGAUAUUUCUAAUUAGCGAUUUACAUGAUAUCAAUAGUCUUGGAUUGGCUGCAGUUGUAACCGGCCGACAAUGGCAGGGGUCUACGGUGCAGAAUAAUGCAAUACUGCAUGCCCGGUGUAUGGUAUCAGCUAAGCAGUUGGAAGGGUGUACAUUGUUCAAAACGGUUAAUCGAGCGGUGCCCAGUAGCAGGUGGCACGUACUUAGCUUAUGCGCGCAGGCCGUUUUUUUUUUUACUAUGAAUCUGGUCGACGUUGAAAACAAAUGUGUAUAUAGGGUCUGAUAUAAAUAUGAAACUGCAGAUCAGACUAUUCACUCCCAGAUGUGGGGGAUCGUAAAGCAAGGCAGCUGCACGAAUACACACAAAAAAAUUCAAAUAAUAAAGAUACUGUUCAAAAGGUUUAAAACAGUGCG